Malania oleifera is the source of this 787-nucleotide messenger RNA. RefSeq lists its product as uncharacterized. Gene Ontology annotation, biological process: translation. Bases 270 to 581 code for a protein of 103 amino acids. NCBI's taxonomy places the organism in Eukaryota, Viridiplantae, Streptophyta, Magnoliopsida, Santalales, Ximeniaceae. The transcript has 3 exons. The record is from RefSeq and is a predicted model, not a curated record. Gene Ontology annotation, cellular component: ribosome. Gene Ontology annotation, molecular function: structural constituent of ribosome.
AAAAUGAUCCAUCGUAGAAGGCUAGAAGCUAGGACUUGCAAGUGAACACUCUUGGGCUGAAAAUAUGCUAGGCUUCAUCUCGGGCUUGUUGAAGGCCCAAUUUGCGCUCAAGCAAGCAGCUCGCCCAUCUUAAACCCUAAACCCCUAAUCGGAUCCGGGUCGGUUGAUGCAACGCAGCCCCGCUUCGGGAAAGGACCAGAACAGUUCCAAGCUGCGAAGAAGGAUUUCGAAAGGCGAAGCUUGCUCAUCUUCAGCCAAGGGCAGUAGUUAUGAAGGUGCGAUCAUCAGUGAAGAAGAUGUGUGAGUUUUGUAGGACGGUUAAACGUCGUGGGCGAGUAUAUGUGUUCUGCUCAGCCAAUCCAAAGCACAAGCAACGACAAGGGCUAUCUACGUUUGCAUAUGAAGGCCCACCACCUACUAUGUCAUCAGAUGCAAAUGUCAAGCUAGAGGGAUCAUUCAGUCACAGCAUGCGGCAAGGACUGGCAGCACUUGUCCCGAAAAAACCCGAGCCCUCUUUGACAUUUGGAUCUCAGUAUUGGAGAGUAGGUCUGGCUUCUCUGCUAUUCAAACAGCGCCAUUAGCAGCUGAAAAUAAACCUCCAAGCUUCGAACCUGAUAGUCUUGGGAUAAGUACCUUUUCCUGAGCCUCUCUUUUUGCCUUUCUGCCUUGUCAUUGUGGUGUGCUACUGCAAAUCAUACACUUAGGAUACAUCUCACUUUUAUUUUCUUAUAUUUUAUGGAUGAGAACAUGUUGCAAUUAAUAAGAAAAUGGUAUGAAAUUAGAGUCA